GGCGGUUUAACUCCGACUACCUCUAGGUCUCUUGCACCUCUAUAUCAACGCGCCAACCGACGAAACCCUUAGCUGUAUUCCAGCCCAGCACACAAACCCGUCGUACCUCUGUGCGACAAACUCUGCCGAGUAUCCUCACUCAGCGGUCAAUUUUGGAAUCUGGGCAUUGCUGUCAACAAAAUACCUCUGACAGCUUCUCACACUUGUCCUCUUUGUCUCUCGAAGCCUCCGAGACACGCUUACCCUUAUCGCUGGACCGGUUGCAUCUUGCCUUGGUUCUUGCCCCUCCAGGUACCAUUCCUCUAUCGCCCCGCCAACGAGCACACCAGCAUCACAGCAUCACUCUACCGACGCCUGUGAUCUUCUCGAAAUAGCACAGGUCCUCAUACACACGGAUACCUGCCGCCCAGCAUCAGCACCUAAGCGCAAGUAUCUGUGCUGCUCUGAAAUUGCCAAUCCCUUUUGAUCUGCCUAGGCGGAUAAUCUCGACUGUCAAGCAAAGUUCUGACCAGUUUUCCCGAACUUUUCGAGUCCUCAGGCGAUACCAUGAUGGAUUCUCCUUCAGCCCCGGUCCCAGCCCACAAGUUGGUUGAUCGCCUCAAAGAUCAGACGCCCAGACAUCCUUCUCCUCAACCAACUCAUGUCAGCUAUCCCAAGGUGAACGGCAAUGGGCACAGGGUGCUCCGCUCCGCAACUGUUGGAUAUGUUGCCCCUGUCUUCCAGGGAAAGGCAGAGCAGAUGAAGCAAGUCAAGGAUAUCAUUGUCCAGGGCGGCUGGAUUCCUGAGACUCUGGUUGACGGUCAGAUUGCUUGGUUCUAUAAUGAGCUUGGCAUCGAUGACGUCUACUUCCAACUAGAAAACCCUCAGGCGGUUGCAAAUCAUAUCACAUCUCUCUAUGCGGCCAAAGUUGCUGCUUUCUCUCGCGAGGACAAGCGGGAAGAGAUCAGACUGGAUAUGGAAGCCUCGGACCACGCCAUUUACAUCGACACAAGCGAACCCGGCAUGACCUCCUUCGACGGUCCGCGAUAUGAGCACAGACUCGAGUCCAAGUACUUGGAUGGCGACGAUACUUCGAAGCGCUUCCGUGUCGAGACUUUCAGAUCCCCCGGUGUCCUGGGACAGAAGGAGAACUCCAAGGCAGCUCUUCGUUGCUACUUUGUCUAUCAGUGUCUCUUCGUUGAUUCUAACGCCGAUCCCAAGGAAACUCGCCUGGAAGUGAUCAGCGACCGCAUGUUCCUUGCCAAGGCUACCAAGAACACCAAGCAGAUCUACCAGGACAUCAUCCAGGUUGCCGUGAGCCGACAUGGCCCCGUCAUUGAGGUUUUCGACAUCGAGGGCUCGGAGGAAAUGAGACUGGUAGUUGCCUUCCGCUCUCGAACAGCAAAGGGUAUCUUCAGCGCCCUCAGCGACCUUUACCACUACUACGGCGUCACAAGCUCUCGCAAGUACGUUGAGCAGUUCUCCAAUGGUAUUACCGUCAUGAGUAUCUAUCUGCGCCCUGCUGCGAACAUCGACGGCAAGCACCCUCCUCUUGAGCAAUCUAUUCACCAGAUUACCAAGGAAAUUUCCUUGCUGUACUGCCUUCCCCAGAACAAGUUUCACAACAUGUUUGCCUGUGGUGAACUCAGUCUGCAGGAGACUAUCUAUGCCCACUGCGUCUGGGUGUUUGUUCAGCAUUUCUUGAACCGUCUUGGAACAGAGUACACUUCGCUCAUUGCAGCCCUGGACCCCAAGAACAACUCGCAUGUUGAGAUUCUCUCCAAGAUGAAGAAGCGUCUGCGUACCGAGACCUUUACGCCUGACUACAUUCUUGAAAUCAUCAGCUCCCACCCACAACUUGUGCGCGCUCUCUACGCCUCGUUCGCCAGCGUUCACCUUCGGGUCGGCAGCGAUUAUGAUCGCCACCUCAUUGCGCCUACGCCUGUCAUGGAGGUCCUCUCUGAUGCCAAGCUUAAGGAGAAGAUCACCAAGGACGUCUCUAACGAGCACGAGGAAAUGGUUAUGACUGCCUUCCGUGUAUUCAACAAUGCAGUCCUCAAGACCAACUUCUUCACUCCCACCAAAGUCGCUCUGAGCUUCCGGCUUAAUCCCUCGUUCCUUCCGGAAGUCGAGUAUCCCAAGCCGCUGUACGGAAUGUUCCUCGUCAUCACUUCCGAGUCGCGAGGUUUCCACCUCCGCUUCAAGGAUAUUGCACGGGGUGGUAUUCGUAUUGUCAAGUCUCGAAGUAAGGAGGCUUACCAGAUCAAUGCCCGCAAUCUCUUUGAUGAGAACUACGGUCUUGCCAGCACCCAGCAGCGCAAGAACAAGGAUAUUCCGGAGGGCGGAUCGAAGGGUGUCAUUCUCCUUGACCCCAAGCAGCAAGACAGGCACCGCGAGGCCUUUGAGAAGUACAUCGAUAGUAUCCUUGACCUUCUUCUGAAGGCUGAGACGCCUGGCAUCAAGAACCCCAUUGUCGACCUCUACGGCAAGGAGGAGAUUUUGUUCAUGGGACCGGAUGAGAACACUGCUGACCUUGUCGACUGGGCCACUGAGCAUGCCCGGGCUCGCGGCGCUCCUUGGUGGAAAUCCUUCUUCACUGGCAAAUCACCACGUCUUGGUGGCAUCCCUCACGACUCCUAUGGCAUGACAACCUUGUCGGUCCGUGAGUAUGUCAAGGGUAUUUACCGCAAGCUUGAGCUUGAUCCCUCCAAGAUCAGAAAGAUGCAGACUGGUGGUCCCGAUGGUGAUCUGGGAAGCAACGAGAUUCUGCUCAGCAACGAGACUUACACUGCUAUCGUUGACGGAUCCGGUGUCCUCUGCGACCCCAACGGCAUUGACAAGGAUGAGUUGCGCCGUCUUGCCAAGGCUCGUGCUAUGAUCUCGAACUUUGAUAUCGCCAAGCUUUCCAAGGAUGGUUAUCGUGUGCUUUGUGACGAUACCAACGUCACACUCCCCAACGGAGAGGUUGUGCACAACGGCACUGCAUUCCGUAACACGUACCAUCUUCGCGACAACGGCAUCACUGACAUGUUCGUGCCUUGCGGUGGCCGUCCCGAGUCGAUCGACCUCUCCUCAGUCAACAAGCUUAUCAAGGAUGGAAAGUCAACCAUCCCAUAUAUUGUUGAGGGUGCCAAUCUUUUCAUCACUCAAGAUGCCAAGCUCAGGCUGGAGGAAGCCGGCUGCAUCGUUUACAAGGAUGCCAGCGCCAACAAGGGCGGUGUAACCAGCUCAUCGCUCGAGGUCCUUGCCUCCCUCAGCUUUGACGACAAGGGCUUCGUUACCCACAUGUGCCACGAUUCCCGCGGCAAUGCGCCCGAGUUCUACCAGGCCUAUGUCAAGGAAGUGCAAAACAAGAUCCAGGACAAUGCCCGCCUCGAGUUCGAGGCCAUCUGGCGGGAACAUGAGCAGACUGGCCUUCCUCGAUCUGUUCUCUCUGACAAGUUGUCAUUGGCCAUCACCUCUCUUGACGAGGAUCUCCAGCGUUCAGAGCUCUGGGACAACGAGAAGAUUCGCAGGUCCGUCCUUGCCGAUGCGUUGCCCAACCUUCUCAUCAACAAGAUCGGCCUCGAUACCAUCAUCGAGCGUGUUCCCGAUUCGUAUCUGAGGGCCAUCUUUGGCAGCUACCUCGCCAGUCGCUUCGUCUAUGAGUUUGGUAGCUCGCCCAGCCAGUUUGCUUUCUAUGAUUUCAUGUCAAAGAGAAUGGGAAACAUCAACAAGGAGUAAAUCCCUGAUUGCUCGCAAACACAACAUCAAUCGUGAUUGUUCGUUUCGGUUACCUAGAAUGGGUAUUGGCGCCAAAAAAAACAAAUAAAGAAAAAAGAGG
Messenger RNA from Neurospora tetrasperma FGSC 2508, 3802 nucleotides. Its product is annotated as NAD-specific glutamate dehydrogenase. The record is from RefSeq and is a predicted model, not a curated record. Gene Ontology annotation, molecular function: L-glutamate dehydrogenase (NAD+) activity. The coding region runs from base 547 to 3702 and encodes 1051 amino acids. The transcript has 5 exons. Gene Ontology annotation, cellular component: mitochondrion. NCBI's taxonomy places the organism in Eukaryota, Fungi, Ascomycota, Sordariomycetes, Sordariales, Sordariaceae.